AUGAGUGACGAUGAUUUCCAGUGGCAGUUAGAAUUCACUGAACAACACCCGAUCAGUGGUUCGAAAAUUCGCCACCUAUGGAAAUGGUCGACUAAUCGCGACGAUCGUAUACAUUAUUCUCAAUUUGAUUUAGAAUGUAUUGAUUUAUUUCUGAGUGAUAUCGGAUAUGUGCUCAAUUUCUAUGCGCUCUCUCCCACAAUUCUAGUUUUGGUGGAUUACGCAGAAUUGACAGCUAACGUUAAACAAACCGCUAUUCUCCUUGACACGGACUUCUACACUGGUUCCCACUUCCUCGAACGUACUUACUGUGUGUCGACUACUGUUGCGUUCUUUUUCGUCCAGUGCGUAGUUGGUGAACAACAAUGUGUUAUCUUCGCUCCGCCUAACAACGCUAGACUAUUGAAUGGAGGGCAGUCAACGUUCUGUUGCCAUCUCCUUCCAAAACAGCCAUGGUCAGCUGCUUCUGAUCGCAAUAUCUCAAUGUUUGUGCACCGAGUAAGUUUUGGGCUUCACCCUACUGACACGCAGUGCAGCAACGCGCAGAUUUGCAAAUAG
Cooperia oncophora is the source of this 555-nucleotide messenger RNA. The record is from the annotation of a GenBank genome assembly. NCBI's taxonomy places the organism in Eukaryota, Metazoa, Nematoda, Chromadorea, Rhabditida, Trichostrongylidae.